UUAUCAGUGUCCUGGUUCAACAGACCCGAAGCCAAGACUGAACAGUCCCUGGUGCUGCACAGCGAUGCCGCUGCUAUGCAGAUCUUGAGCCGGGGAUUCCAGACCAGCGCUGUCUCCCGGGACAUCGACACGGCCGCCAAGUUCAUCGGAGCAUCCGGUCAACCCCACAGGAAUCCUUCUCUGAAGCAGCAGCUGUUCUCCUACGCUAUCCUGGGCUUUGCCUUGUCUGAAGCAAUGGGUCUCUUCUGUUUGAUGGUUGCGUUCCUCAUCCUGUUUGCUAUGUAAACCCCCUCCUCAUUUUCCACACCCCUUUUAGGGGGUCCAGGGUGUAGGUUAUGGCCACUGAGGGCUCCCCCGGCCCCUGGAGGGGUUUGGAACUCUGACGUGCAGCUGCUGAGGCCGUGGCAUCGCCAUUCCAUUAGUUUUAUUUCAAAACAGUAACUUUUGUCCAAGUUUUAUGUAAUAAGAUCUUGCUACUUUGUUUAGGCAAAAUGUCUAAAAUAAAGUGAGGGGUGGAUAAUCCUGUAA
Messenger RNA from Polyodon spathula (Mississippi paddlefish), 528 nucleotides. Its product is annotated as ATP synthase F(0) complex subunit C3, mitochondrial-like. Gene Ontology annotation, biological process: proton motive force-driven ATP synthesis; proton transmembrane transport. Gene Ontology annotation, molecular function: proton transmembrane transporter activity. The record is from RefSeq and is a predicted model, not a curated record. Bases 76 to 285 code for a protein of 69 amino acids. The transcript is spliced from 3 exons. NCBI's taxonomy places the organism in Eukaryota, Metazoa, Chordata, Actinopteri, Acipenseriformes, Polyodontidae.